UAUACGUAUAUAUUUAGAUAUACCCAUUGUUAGAAAAUAGAAAUCCAGCGGAGGGAGAUGAAAAACUCUAAAUCCAAACAUCAAUAAUUAAGGCGAUGCAUUUCUGUUGGAUUUCUCUUAUUAUUCUCAGCCUUAGUAAAGUGCAGGCACAGUUUUAUGGGGGUAAUGCUUACGAAGCAUCCAGUGGUCAAUCCAUCCGCCUGGGCCUUAUCACCGACGACGUCACCGAUAGAAUCCGGCAGACUUUUGAGCACGCCAUCUCGGUGGUAAACAAUGAACUGGGUGUUCCUUUGGUCGGCGAAUCCGAGCAGGUAGCCUACGGCAACUCCAUUCAAGCAUUUUCCCAACUUUGUAGGCUAAUGCAGAGUGGAGUGGGAGCCGUCUUUGGACCAGCUGCCAGGCACACAGCCUCCCAUCUUUUGAAUGCCUGUGACUCGAAGGACAUACCCUUCAUAUACCCGCAUCUCUCCUGGGGAUCCAAUCCGGAUGGUUUUAAUCUGCAUCCCAGUCCGGAGGAUAUAGCCAAUGCGCUCUAUGACAUUGUAAAUCAGUUCGAAUGGUCCCGCUUUAUAUUCUGCUAUGAAUCCGCUGAGUACCUGAACAUUUUGGAUCACCUUAUGACCCGAUACGGCAUCAAAGGACCAGUCAUCAAAGUGAUGCGCUACGAUCUUAACUUGAAUGGCAAUUACAAAUCGGUGCUCAGGCGCAUAAGGAAGUCGGAGGACAGUCGCAUCGUGGUCGUGGGCUCAACAGGAGGCGUGGCGGAGCUACUGCGUCAGGCCCAACAGGUGGGCAUCAUGAACGAGGACUACACAUACAUCAUUGGGAACCUUAACCUGCACACCUUCGACCUGGAGGAGUACAAGUACAGUGAGGCCAACAUCACAGGUAUACGAAUGUUCUCCCCUGAUCAGGAGGAAGUGCGAGAUCUGAUGGAGAAGCUGCAGCAAGAACUGGGGGAGAGUGAACCCGUAAAUAGUGGUUCUACAUUCAUCACCAUGGACAUGGCUCUUACCUAUGAUGCGGUACGUGUGAUUGCGGAGACAACAAAACAUCUUCCCUACCAACCUCAGAUGCUAAACUGCUCCGAGCGCCACGACAAUGUUCAACCCGAUGGUUCCACUUUCAGGAACUACAUGAGAUCAUUGGAGAUCAAAGAGAAAACCAUCACAGGCCGCAUAUAUUUCGAGGGAAAUAUGCGCAAGGGUUUCACCUUCGACGUCAUCGAACUGCAAACCAGUGGAUUGGUCAAGGUUGGCACUUGGGAGGAGGGCAUGGACUUUGAGUUUCAACGGCCUCCCCAAGCUGUCAACUUUAAUGACAUUGACGAUGGCUCUCUGGUCAACAAAACCUUUGUCGUUCUUAUAUCUGUGGCGACCAUGCCGUACGCCAGUCUGGUGGAAAGUAUUGACACACUAAUAGGCAACAAUCAGUUCCAGGGCUAUGGAGUGGAUCUAAUUAAAGAGUUGGCCGACAAGCUGGGCUUUAACUUUACGUUCCGCGAUGGUGGCAAUGACUAUGGCUCCUUCAAUAAGUCCACGAAUUCCACGUCAGGAAUGCUCAAGGAAAUUGUGGAAGGGAGGGCUGAUUUGGCCAUCACUGAUCUCACCAUAACAUCGGAGCGAGAGGAAGUUAUCGAUUUUUCCAUACCAUUCAUGAAUUUGGGCAUAGCAAUUUUGUAUGUAAAACCUCAGAAGGCCCCACCCGCUCUUUUCUCCUUCAUGGACCCGUUUUCUUCGGAGGUGUGGCUCUACUUGGGCAUUGCCUAUCUGGGCGUAUCGCUCUGCUUCUUUAUUAUAGGCCGACUUUCGCCCAUCGAGUGGGAUAAUCCCUACCCAUGUAUUGAAGAGCCUGAAGAGCUGGAAAACCAAUUUACUAUCAAUAACUCCCUUUGGUUCACCACGGGAGCUUUACUGCAGCAAGGUUCUGAAAUUGCACCCAAAGCUCUCAGCACACGUACAAUAUCUGCGAUUUGGUGGUUUUUCACUUUGAUUAUGGUGUCUUCCUACACCGCAAAUUUGGCUGCCUUCUUGACCAUCGAGUAUCCCACUAGUCCCAUCAACAGUGUUAAAGACCUGGCCGAUAACAAGGACGACGUUCAGUAUGGAGCUAAACGUACAGGAUCUACGCGAAAUUUCUUUUCGACGUCAGAGGAACCCAUCUAUAUCAAAAUGAACGAGUACUUGAACGCUCAUCCGGAGAUGCUGAUGGAAAACAAUCAGCAAGGCGUGGACAAGGUGAAGGCGGGCACCAAGUACGCUUUCCUCAUGGAAUCCACCUCCAUUGAAUUUAACACGGUUAGGGAGUGCAAUCUGACAAAGGUGGGAGAUCCGCUGGAUGAGAAGGGCUAUGGCAUAGCGAUGGUGAAAAAUUGGCCCUAUCGCGAUAAGUUCAAUAAGGCUCUGCUGGAGCUGCAGGAACAAGGUGUCUUGGCCAGGUUGAAGAACAAAUGGUGGAAUGAAGUUGGAGCCGGUGUUUGCAGUGCAAAAAGCGAUAACAGUGGGCCUUCUGAGUUGGGCGUAGACAAUCUGAGUGGCAUAUACGUUGUCUUGAUCAUCGGAUCCAUCAUUUCCAUGAUUAUCUCCAUUCUAUGUUGGUGCUUCUUUGUCUACAAGAAAGCUAAGAACUAUGCGGUACCGUUUUGCGAUGCCUUGGCUGAGGAAUUUAAAAUUGUCAUUCGCUUUUCCGAAAAUGAAAGACCUCUAAAAAGCGCCCAAUCCAUAUACUCUCGUAGCCGGAAUUCAUCUCAGUCCAUAGAGUCCCUUAAAACUGAUUCUGAGGAAAAUAUGCCGCCAUAUAAAAUGUUUUGCAACCAUUUUGUAAUUUUGUGGAGCAUUAUUAGCAUUAAAAUUUCAGUUAACAGGGCUCAGUAUGAGAACUUUGGCGGAUUCGAUAACUUCCAAAGUUUGGGAAGUGUCCCCAUCGGUCUGCUCACCGACCAGAACACGGAGCAGAUGAACAUAGUCUUCGACCAUGCCAUCGAUGUCGCCAACCAGGAGGUGGGCACUACCUUGACGGCGCUCAAGGAGGAGGUUAACUACGGGGAUGCGUACCAGAGCUACGGCAGGCUGUGCAGGAUGCUGGAGACAGGCAUCGCUGGAGUGUUUGGACCCUCGUCGCGGCACACUGCCGUCCACCUGAUGUCCAUAUGCGACGCCAUGGACAUACCCCACAUCUACUCCUACAUGAGCGAGAACGCGGAGGGAUUCAAUCUGCAUCCGCAUCCGGCUGACCUGGCCAAAGCUCUAUACAGCCUAAUCACGGAGUUCAAUUGGACCCGCUUCAUUUUCCUCUACGAGUCGGCCGAGUAUCUGAACAUUUUGAACGAGUUAACCACGAUGUUAGGAAAGAGUGGAACUGUGAUCACGGUGCUGCGAUACGACAUGCAGUUGAAUGGCAAUUACAAACAGGUCCUCCGGCGUGUUCGAAAGUCCGUGGAUAAUCGCAUAGUGGUCGUGGGCUCCAGUGAAACGAUGCCAGAGUUUCUAAACCAGGCGCAACAAGUGGGCAUCAUCAACGAGGAUUACAAGUACAUAAUCGGUAACCUGGACUUUCACUCUUUCGAUUUGGAGGAGUACAAGUACAGUGAGGCCAAUAUAACCGGUCUGCGUUUGUUUUCUCCGGAAAAAAUGGCCGUCAAGGAACUGCUCAUGAAGUUGGGUUACCCCACCGAUCAGGAUGAGUUCAGGAAUGGUUCUUGUCCCAUAACCGUGGAAAUGGCCCUAACCUACGAUGCCGUCCAGUUGUUUGCACAGACCCUAAAGAACCUUCCCUUCAAGCCGGUGCCCCAAAACUGCUCGCAAAGAACAGAAAGCGUCCGAGAUGAUGGUUCCUCCUUCAAGAAUUAUAUGCGAACUCUGCGCCUCACGGAUCGUCUGCUUACGGGACCCAUCUACUUCGAAGGAAACGUCCGCAAGGGGUACCACCUGGAUGUCAUCGAACUGCAACCGUCGGGAAUCGUCAAGGUGGGCACAUGGGACGAGGAACGGCAGUAUAGACCACAGCGACUGGCACCCACCACCGCCCAAUUCGAUAGCGUUGACAAUUCGCUGGCCAACAAGACCUUUAUUAUCUUGCUCUCGGUACCGAACAAACCAUAUGCCCAACUGGUGGAGACCUACAAGCAGCUAGAGGGUAACAGCCAGUAUGAGGGAUACGGUGUGGAUCUAAUCAAGGAACUGGCCGAUAAGCUGGGCUUUAAUUUUACAUUCGUAAACGGAGGCAAUGAUUAUGGAUCGUACAACAAAUCCACAAAUGAAUCCACGGGCAUGCUGAGGGAGAUAAUGACUGGGCGAGCUGACCUGGCUAUCACGGAUUUGACCAUUACUUCUGAGCGUGAACAGGCUUUAGACUUUACCAUACCCUUCAUGAAUCUGGGCAUCGCAAUUCUCUAUUUGAAGCCCCAGAAAGCUACACCUGAGCUGUUUACCUUCAUGGACCCCUUUUCGGAGGAAGUCUGGUGGUUCCUAGGUUUUUCCUUUUUGGGCGUUUCCUUGAGUUUCUUCAUAUUGGGCCGUCUGUCGCCAAGCGAAUGGGAUAACCCGUAUCCUUGUAUUGAGGAGCCAGAAGAACUCGAAAACCAGUUUACAAUAGGCAACUCGAUUUGGUUUACAACUGGAGCGCUCCUUCAGCAGGGUUCUGAAAUUGGUCCUAAAGCUUUAUCCACUCGAACUGUAGCCAGUUUCUGGUGGUUCUUUACCCUGAUUGUCGUCUCUUCUUACACCGCCAAUUUGGCUGCCUUCUUGACCAUUGAAAAUCCGCAAAGUUUAAUCAACAGCGUAGACGAUCUGGCAGAUAACAAGGAUGGUGUGGUUUACGGUGCAAAGAAAACUGGAUCCACCAGAAACUUCUUUAUGACCUCCGCGGAAGAACGAUAUAAGAAGAUGAAUAAAUUCAUGUCCGAAAAUCCUCAAUAUCUCACCGAAGACAACAUGGAGGGAGUAAAUCGAGUUAAGACCAAUACCCACUAUGCGUUUCUGAUGGAAUCCACUUCCAUUGAGUAUAAUACCAAGCGUGAAUGCAAUCUUAAAAAGAUUGGAGAUGCAUUGGACGAGAAAGGCUAUGGAAUAGCCAUGAGGAAGGAUUGGCCGCAUCGCGGCAAGUUCAAUAAUGCCCUCCUGGAACUGCAGGAACAGGGAGUGCUGGAGAAAAUGAAGAACAAGUGGUGGAACGAGGUGGGCACCGGAAUUUGCGCCACCAAAGAGGAUGCUCCUGAUGCGACACCUUUGGAUAUGAAUAACUUGGAGGGAGUUUUCUUCGUACUCCUCGUCGGCAGUUGCUGCGCCUUGCUUUACGGGAUUAUCAGCUGGGUUUUGUUUGUGAUGAAGAAAGCUCAUCACUAUCGAGUUCCGCUGCGCGACGCUCUCAAAGAGGAAUUCCAGUUCGUUAUCGAUUUCAAUAAUUAUGUACGGGUAUUGAAAAACUCCGCUUCCAUCUACUCGCGCAGUCGUCAGUCCUCGAUGUCAGUAGCUUCUGUGGCCCAGGAAUCGCAGUAGAAUGAAAUCCUUUUCACUCGUCGAAUGCCGGUUGAAAUAUAUUUGUUUUUUUGCAUGUCUAAAGUAUGGUUUCACGGAU
Molecule: messenger RNA, 5574 nt
Organism: Drosophila teissieri
Lineage: Eukaryota; Metazoa; Arthropoda; Insecta; Diptera; Drosophilidae
Exons: 27
Coding region: 96-5495 (1799 amino acids)
Biological process (GO): synaptic transmission, glutamatergic; modulation of chemical synaptic transmission; monoatomic ion transport
Cellular component (GO): postsynaptic membrane; plasma membrane
Molecular function (GO): transmitter-gated monoatomic ion channel activity involved in regulation of postsynaptic membrane potential; glutamate-gated receptor activity
Source: RefSeq, a predicted model, not a curated record